AUGUCGACUCCUCCCACCGUCACUCAAAUUGACUCGCAGGGUAUAUCUGUCUAUGCCCUAGUCGAGCAGCAUGGCCUGAAGAAGAUCGCCAGCGGCAAGGUUCGCGAGAUCUACGAGAUUGAUCCUCAGAGCCUACUCUUCGUAGCCACAGACCGCAUCUCAGCCUACGAUGUCAUCAUGAAGAACGGUGUGCCUCAAAAGGGCGCUCUCCUCACUCUCAUGAGUGUUCACUGGUUCAACCUGUUCAAAGAGAAGAUCCCUGACCUCAAGACCCAUCUUCUCAGUGCUUCUGUGCCUGCUUCGGUUGCUUCGUCUCUCUCUGCUGAAGUCAGCGAUCAGUUGCGUCUGCGUACCAUGCAUGUGCGUCGUCUGAAGGUUUUGCCUUUGGAGAGCAUUGUUCGUGGUUAUAUCACUGGUUCUGCAUGGUCGGAGUACAAGAAGAGCGGCACUGUUCACGGCAUCGCUAUGCCCAAGGGUCUGCAGGAAAGUCAGAAGCUGGAGAAGCCUCUCUGGACUCCCAGCACCAAGGCUGAAGUCGGCGACAAGGAUGAGAACAUCAGUCCUGAGCAAGCCACCAAGAUCGUUGGUGAGAAGUAUGCAAAGAAGAUUGAGGAGUUGAGUUUGAAGGUCUACCAGAUCGCCAGAGACUACGCUGCCGAGCGUGGUAUCAUUAUUGCCGAUACCAAGUUCGAGUUUGGCCUUGAUGUCGAGACUGACGAGGUUAUCCUGGUGGACGAAGUACUUACCCCUGAUAGCUCGCGCUUCUGGCCUGCAGACAAGUACGAACUUGGCAAGUCACAGGACAGCUUCGACAAGCAAUAUCUGCGUGACUGGCUGACCAAGGAGGGCCUCAAGGGCAAGGAUGGCGUCGAGAUGACUGAUGCUGUGGUCAAGGAGACGGCCAAGAAGUACCGUGAGGCAUUCGAGAUGUUGACUGGCCAGAAGUGGGAUGAGGUUGUCAAGAGCAGUGCUUAA
Molecule: messenger RNA, 975 nt
Organism: Aureobasidium namibiae CBS 147.97
Lineage: Eukaryota; Fungi; Ascomycota; Dothideomycetes; Dothideales; Saccotheciaceae
Product: putative phosphoribosylaminoimidazole-succinocarboxamide synthase
Exons: 4
Coding region: 1-975 (324 amino acids)
Biological process (GO): 'de novo' IMP biosynthetic process
Cellular component (GO): cytoplasm
Molecular function (GO): phosphoribosylaminoimidazolesuccinocarboxamide synthase activity
Source: RefSeq, a predicted model, not a curated record